GUCAGAGGAGCUAACAUGGUCGUCUUCAGAUGCAAAAAAAGAAGAUAAAAUGGAAGUGGAGGAAGAAGAAACAAUUGGAAGUACUUCAGCGACUGUGAAGCCUGAAGUAAAGACAUACACCAAACUUACUACAAUACAUAGUGGCUUGAGUGCAAAACUAGAAAUAUUACAAGACUUUGAUGAAAUUACCGAGGAAGAUUUCAAUAAUGCAGAGGAGUUGUUAAUGCAGGAGGAAGAAACAAUGCAGGAGGAAGAAAAAAUACAGGAAGAGGAACAAACAGAUAGUCACAUUGGAAAAGAUGCAGAUGAAGAGGGAGAAAGGGAGGUAAUAAUGUUACCUGUAAAAUUACCACCGGAUAUCACAGUGGUGAAAGAAGUACCUUCUACUCCAUCACCAGCCAAGCGAGGAAGGGGAAGGCCCCGGAAAAAUACAACUUCUGUUUUGGAGAUAACACCGGCCCCCACCAGCCCCACUACAUCAGAAAUUCUGUUUAGAUGUUCUUUGUGCCCACGUACCUUUCAUUCUGCCUUUGGGCUGAAAAUACACGAGAGUGCCUGUCGCCGACACAACCCAGACUCUAUGAAAGAAACACAAUCCGAAGAAGAGAUAAUCAUUCCUGAUCCUCUUCCUGAAAAAACUACAGAGAUAGUAAAGCCUAGAAGAGGUCGUCCUCCCAAAGAUCUAAUUCAAGAAAUUACUAAGAAAUCUUCACCAAUUAUUGAGCCUGAGAAGCAUGAAUGUGGUUCUUGUUCACGUGUCUUCAACUCAGCAACUGGUUUGAGAAUACAUGAAAAUGCCUGCAAACGCCGAAAAAUUGAGGAAAGUCCUGUCAGUCCAGAGAUAAUCAUCCCUGACAAAGUGAUCCCAGAGGAGGUGUCAGUUAAACGAAAGCGAGGGCGGCCACCCAAGAACCCCCCACUACCUGACCUAAACAUUGAACCACAAUACAAGUGUGAACUUUGUGCCAAGACCUUCAAUACACUGCCUGGUUGCCGGCGGCACGAGGCUACCUGCAAACGCAGUUCUAAAGCAGAAAAUGAUCCUGAUGGGUACCAGCCCAAUGUCCCCAUCUACAACAAACAGCUCAACAUCAACCAACCAGACCCCUCUGAUGAGCAGGCAGAGGAGAGUGCAGAUGUGAAGGAUCCGUACAUCUUCGAGGAGGGUAGAUGUCAUUGCUGCGGGGAGGAUAUAGAGACAGCUCAUUUGGGAGGGGAGUUUGAGUGUACAGACUGCAAGAAACUGUUUAGGUUGAAGUCUUCACUGGAACGACAUAGGCGUGUUGUACACGAUGAGGGUGAGACAUUCAAGUGUCCAGAGUGUGACGCUCGCUGUCCUGAUAAGGGUACCUUAGCUCGGCAUAUGUACACUCAUACAGGUCUGAAGCCGGUGUCAUGUCCAGUGUGCAAGACAGAAUUCAGUCGCAAGUACCACCUCAUCAGACACAACUAUCAGACUGGUUGUGACGGAACUAAGAGACCUUCCUUUCCAUGCCAGGUUUGUGGCAGAGUGUUCAACCGGAAAGACAACCUGAGGGAGCACUUGCGUGCUCAUGCAGGCCAGACCAAGCGGAAGAAGAGGUAUACAUGUGAGACCUGUAACAAGGAGUUUGUAGGAAUCUCACUACUGAACAUGCACAAGCGCACUCAUAUGACUGGUGUUGUUGAUGGUGACAGGCCUUUCUCUUGUGAUUUCUGCUCAAAGAAGUUCCCAUCCAACAGUGCCUUUAAGAAACACAGGAGGAAACAUACUGGAGAACGCCCCUUCGAGUGCACUUUUUGUUAUGCGAGAUUUGCUGCCAAGGAAACAUUGAACAGACACUUGCGCACCCAUACUGGCAUUAAACCUCAUGUAUGCCAGUACUGUGGCAAGGGCUUCAUCCAAGCAUCUCAGCUGAGAGCACAUGUCUUCCACCACUCAGGGGCGUCUGUGUCUGCAGGUGAGGGAGGUUUCACUUGUGAGGAGUGCGGCAAGUCGUUCAAUCGUCGGCAACGCCUACAACUUCAUGUCAAGUACGUUCACGAUGGAGCAGAACCAUAUGAAUGUGAUCACUGCACGCGCACGUUCUUGCGUAAAGAGGAUCUUGCACGUCAUCAGCUACUGCAUUCCGGCAUUAAAGAACACAAGUGCCCUAUUUGUGAGAAGUGCUUUGCAAUGAAGUCCUCACUGAAGAUUCAUCUCCUCACACACACAAAGGAGCCACCGAGAUCGUGCGAUGAGUGUGGACGAGCAUUUAUCCGGCAGGAUUGCCUUCUUCGCCAUAUGCGCACUAAGCACCGAGACAUGCUAGAAGAGAUAAUGGCCGAGGCGGAGAAGAAGAAGUUACAGCAGCAGUUGCUGGCCGCAGCCAACCAGGCAGCUCUGGAGUUGUCUGCUGAGGAGCCCCAUGUCUUGACAGAGUCCAACCUGGCCGAAAGUGUGCGAGAGCUGCUGACUCUGCUUGUUGACGAGACAACUCUCAAGGCUUUCGGUUGGCCUGAUUCGUCAGUGGAUAAAUUACUGGAAGCUGUGAUCAGACGAUGUGGCCAUCAGCCAGCUGGCUUCCCCGACAUGGCGUAUGCAGACCGUCUGCGCGAGAAUGCCAAGCUGCUAUUUACUGUGGUGAUUGAUGACUCUGCUGUUAAAACUCUUCUCAAUAACCAGACAGUGGAUGAGGUUAUUUUACACGUGUUGCGACUUGCCAAGUCCUGAGCCCAUAUGUUCUCAACACGUCAAGUCUGAGAUACACUGUGUGUUGUAACACCAAAGUUGGUUCCCUUCAACUGUAAAGUACAACCAACUUUUUUAUAUUCAUUUUUAAUUUCAGAUAUCAACUUUAAGCUUAAGAAUUCACUAAUUAUUGGGCAUAAAUAGUGUUAAUUAAUUUUUCUCAUUGUAUAUAUGCUUAUUUGCCUUCUAGCUGAGUAUUUUUGUGUAUAAAAUCCAAUAGAGAAUAUCAAAUUAUAUAUUUUAUUAGUAAUUUUACUAAAAAUAUUUUAAUUAAAGAUUAUUUUGUAAAUAUAUUUAAAAUUACUGUUUUUAAUUUCAAGGACUGUAAAAAGAUUUCAAUAUUAAUUUAAAUACAGUUCUAAAAUCAGGCAUUUUAUGUGUAUUUAUAGUUAAUUAUAAAUAAAUAAUAUUUACACAAUAGACAGCUAAUCUAAGGUAGUUUUAUAAAAGAAUGUAUAUACUUUGUUUACUACUUUAAUAACAAAAUAUUAUUUUGUUAAUCAAGUUAAAUGGGUGAAAUGAAUAGUUUUAUAAUGUGUAAUUAAUAAUUCUAGUAUAGACCUUUUCAUGUAUAUUUUACAUGUACGUUUAAUUUUUGAUCUGGAUAUGAAUUGUAUCAAAAUGCACUUUUGUAAUCAUUUAUUGUGUUAGUUAUUUGUUGAGCAUGAUUUAUAAUUAGCGAGUUUCUUGUACAAAUUUUUAUAUCAAACGAGGGAGUUCAAUUGUAUUUUCUUUGGAUAAUAAUUUAAUAGCCUCCUAUCGUUACAAUAUACAUAAUUAGUGUUCUGAUUGCCUCUUAUCUAAUGGUUUAAAAUCAUAAUCAUCCCAAAAACCUUCAAUAUUGAACUCACAACCCAUCAAAAUGUCUAGUAUGUGUAAGCAAAUUUGACGUCUUGAUCUCAAUACUCAUAUUAAAUAAAAUGACUUUACAAAUCAAGGAGGUAAUGGAACCUUAUAAGAGAAUCUCUAGGUUGUGUGAGAAAUUUUUAUCAUUGUUACAUUUUUCAAACAUUAACAUUUGUUGACACUUUUAACUCCCUCCAUACAGUGCAUCAGUAAAAUACAGUAAUCUUUUACUUUAUUAACACAUAAUUAUUUUUGCUUGUCUGUAUUUUAUGUAGUGUUACUGCAAAUUAGACUUCUCAUGGGUUCAAAAAGGUAAAGAACCCGAAGAUUGUAAUGAACCUAGCAAGUAUUAUAAUGUCAAAUAGGGGAAUUGUUAGUUAAAGUAAUCCCUUGAUAAGUACAUCAUUAUGUUAAGUUGGUGGUUGGUGCUUGUAUUUCACUGUUAAGUCUUCAAAACCGACACUGAGUCAAAUCCAUUAAGUAGAAGUAACCUUUGAGAACUCGCAGAAGGAAGUUACUUCCAGCUUUGAAAGCAAAAUCACAUUUUAAAAUUAAAAGCUAGGGCAUUUUAAAAAGUUAAAAAACUAAUAGUUGCCUAAAUUUGAACAGUAUUAACCCAUUGGAAAGCUACUUUUUAGUGGAAUUCCUUUGUUUAUGGUUUAUCAGGUUUUACAAACAAAUUGCAAUAGGUUGAGUUCUACAGGAAAUAUUGUUAUGAAAUCACCAAAUUACAGUAUUAGUGCUUUACAUUCAUAUGAAAACGCAAAAGUGUACAUUCUAUUAGGUUAAUUCUGCUACUCGAUACCUGAAUACCUUGAUACAUAGUGGUAUCGAGUAUUCUCUUUUUUUAUGUAAUAAACAAAAAUUAUCAUUCCGGCACCAAUAUUUUCAAAUAAUUUUAUGACUAAAUAACAACAAAAACAAAAUAAAUGUUUAAAAUAGAAUUGGAAAAUCAUUAUGUUUCAUCUAUUUGUUUCUAUUAUGUACUAAAUUAAAUAUUUGUAACACCCUAUACAAAGAACAAUCGUUAAAUUGUGCCCUCAUUGCAGUCGAGCACCAUGUUAUUAAUCAUUGUUAACACAUUCAGUGCGAGUGGAUCGCUGGCGAGCCAAAAGACCUUGGCGUGCCGUUCGGCGGGAUCGCCAGCGCGACAUGUUGCCUAGGAAUGCAAGACUGCUCAGUUUUUUCAGUAUGCAGUGACCCAUAUAGGCGAAAAUUUCGCAGUCAAUGUGUUAAUGAAAUAGUUGUUUACAGUUUCAGUUCUAUUUGUAGAAUCAAUACUUCUCUUAUUACAAAACAAAAGCAAAAUGUAUUUCAUCACUCAUAUUUUUAAAUAAAGCGUUUUAUAAGUAAAGUAUUAAUAUUUGUAAAAGCUAUUCUGUUAUUAUAUCAAUCAAACAAUCAUAGUGUAAGUUGUAACUAAGUACAAUUUUGAAAGUGUGGCAAAUUCGAUUAUAAAUGUUUUUUUGAAAUGUAUUAUUUAAUGUUUUUAUGUAUCGAAGCUAAAUCUUGAACAGAUCAAGUUCUCAAAUAAAAGCAUCAAAACAUGUCUAGUUUACGAGGACAGCUAUCAGCAGUACACAAAUUACUGAUUGCUAAAAUGUUUUUGUAGUACUUUUAUUGUAUGAAAAGUCUAGGUAGAUAAAAUUAUUACUGUACUUUUAUAAAGUAAUAUUUUGCUGGCAGUAUGUAUUUUCUAUAUACAUUCAUGCAUACGUAAACUGUAAAUCUGCUGUGCCUUUUAACGGACAACUGCUGAUCAGAAAGCAUGCAAAUCAUUGAUUGUUAAAACAGUUCUUGUCGUACUUUGUGUAUGAAAAACUGUAGAUAGAUAACAAAAUUAACAAAUACUUGUAGUUUUGUUAAUAAUAUUUAGCUACCAAUUCUUAUUUCCCAUGUCUUAUGUUCGUGCACUGCCGAGUCGAAGCGCAAUCGUUCACUUUUGAGGAACAGUAUUAUUUAUUUUCAUUAUUUACAAUGACAUAUAAGAACAAUAUAUAGCUUUUAUAGCUAUCCAAAACUCCAUUUUACUUCACUGACUACAGCAGCAGGUCAAACAACAAACAUCAUCUAGCAACAAAAGAAAGAAAAUGUUUUUAUAUUUUAUACAGUUAUGCCAACUAGAAACAUUAAAUAUACAAUGGUUAAGAUUAAAUUGUUUAAUACUAUGUAGUCAAAAUUUCAUGGUUUGAUUGUAUUAUUGUUAUUACCACCAAUUAAGUCUCGAAGCAUGCCAAUGGGUUAAUUAAAAACAGGAUUUUCUUGUGAAUUAACAUGUAAUAAUUUUUGAGUUAUUUAAAUUUUUCUAUAAAAACUGUAUUUGAGCUACACCAGUAAGAAAAGGUAUUUGAUAUCAAAUAUGUGUAUGACAAAAUUUAGGACAUGUCAAAAGAGAAUAGUACAAACAAAUGUUAAAAUUUGCUUAACUUAACACAUGGAGGCAGCCUCUACAGUGUCGCAGGUAACACUGCUAUGAGCAGGACAGGGGCGAAGAGCUACAGGAUCAGCACUGCUGACCACGUGCAGUUAUAAAUAAUUAAAAUAAAUCUGUACCCUAAGGUAACUUCUGUGAUGCGAGUUCCAGAAGAUUCAGAACAGGUUUCUUUAUCACAGUACUGGAUAGCUAACUCAGUGUUAUAAUAAAUUUGGUCAGUUUAUCCUUACAUUAUGCAGUACAGAAGUGUGUGUAAUUCAGUAAUUAACAAUUCAAUGAAAUUGAUGUGUUUACAUUAAUACUUUGGGAGAAACCAGAAAACCAAAUGUAACUAGUUUUCUAUUAGUUCCCCCUGUAGUUAAACUGGAUUAACAAACCUCUCCUGACCAGCUCUAUACCAUGUUAAAAUAUGUAGAAACUGGCCACAUUGAGUUAGCUAUACAUCAUAGCCAUAAUACAAUUAUGAGCGUGGCACUAACUUCUUUGAAAAUACAUGUUUUUUUAUAAUUAAUAAAAUUCUGUGGAAUUAGAAGCUUAAUUUCAGUCUAUUAUAUAUUUUUUUACUAUUGAAAAUAGCAUGCUGUUUACUUUUGCUUCAAACCAAUGCAUGACAAUAGAAAAGGUUUAAUUUAAAUCUUAUUUUAAACCAAGUAGUUCUUUAGUUGAAAAUUAAUACAAUUUUGAUAAUUAGGAUUAAAUCCAUUAAAAGUGUUAAGGAUGUGUUAUGAAUGAAUUAACAUGAACUGAAGCAACAAAUAUAAACAUACUUGACUGGAUUAAAAUUAAGAUAAAUUUCAACUUGAGAACAUUAUAAAAAGAAGUAAAUGACUAUAAUAAACUGUGUGUUUAACACGUUCAAUACCAGCCCAAAUACAAAUAAUAUUAUAAAUACUAAAGUGACAUUUUUCCGAUUUCUUGUGUAAACUAUUCAACCGAUUAUAUUAAACUUUUACAUGGACAUUCUUAGCAUCUCCAGUAUGAAUAUAGGCCUAUUCUUAUUUUGGAAAUCCCUGUGGGCUAUAUACCUCACUGGUCUGUAAAGUGAAAAAUCACAUCUUGCUUUUCUAAAGUUCUGAAUAUUCAUAGAAAGAGCCUGUUAAAUGUAAUCAACUGUUCUGGAUAAACAUUGUUUUAUCACAGAACAACUGUAUGUUUAAUUAAUUUAACCACUAUUUUCAAUUUGUUUAAAUUUGUAGUCUUGAAAGCAUAGAGUAAGUUGAAUAGUAACAACACUUCUUAUUUCAACCCUUUCUGCAACCCCUGUUGAACACAGAGUAAGAAAAUAUCUAUAUAAAAAAUUAAAAUUUUAGUAAAAAUAUACUUUUAUAAAAAAUUAAACUUUUAGUAAAAAUAUAUAUAACUAUAUAUUUUAGCAAAUAUUAAGAAUGCAGUGCUUGGUCAGUGUUUUAAUGCAGGUAUAAAAGACAAAGUUACUAUCUAACCUUUACUAUGAAAUUAAAGACUGUUAUAAAACCCAUCUUAAUUUACUUGACAUAAGUAGACCAAUGUAUAUAUAUAUAUAUAUAUAUAUAUAUAUAUACUUUAUUGCGAAACUAAAAACUUGUAGGAACAGAGUAAAUUACAAUGGUCAUAAAUAUUCAUUUUUUUGACAGAUUUAGUUGAUUGAAACAGAGCAAACGAAGCAUUUGCGUCUGAAAUUCAAUUCAUUCGAAUCAGAAGUGCUCAUAAACAUGAAAACACUAAAAGUAACUUUUGAAUUGCAUAAAAUAAUCAAAGGAUGUUGUGUCCAUUUUUUCACUGCAUUGUAUUACAUCACAAAUGCUUUUAGUAAAAUAGCUAAGAACUUUAAUUUUGGGGAUUCUUCACAUUGGUCUAAAAUCGUUAAAAAUAUUCAAUCAAAUAAAUGUAAUGCUGAGGAAUGUGACGGAAGUAAGUGCUAGUAUGGUUAUAAAACAUUAAAUAGCAAACUUCGUUUUUAGCUAAUUGUAUUAGUUUAACAUUACAAUUACUGAAUAUAAUCAAUUUUAUGAAUAAUUAAUCAUGUUUUUAUUAUUAAAAUUAUUAUGACACCAACAUGGCUAACUAUCAUCUUUCAUGGAAUAACAGUGGUAAAUUUGCACAUGGUAGACUUACAUGCCCACCUUUUGUGGUUUCAAAUUAAGUGGUUACGUAGCAGACCAUUGGUCUUUAUCAUCAAGUUACACUUAAUAACCCGUAAAUAAAGGCUACAGUUACAGUACUCAUGGAAGGAGCAGAUGUGGUUGGUGGCGAUGAUAACCGUGCAAGUCAGAUCUACCAACCGGUUCGUACUCACUACUCAUUUAGCAAUUUAUUCGUCACUUACAAUGUUUUCAUCAAUUGGCACUAUCUGAACUAAGCCUGUGGUUCAAUAAACUAAUUAAUGUAUUAUCAGAAAGUGAUUUCCUUGUAGGAAAGAACAGACUCUCAUGACGGUGAAGGUCCUUGUUUAUUGAAAACAAUAUAAUUUAGUUCACUAAAUAACCACACUUAUUAAAAUGAGGAAUACAUUUUAUAACCAUAAACUUAGUGAUCUGGUGACUACAUUUAGAGCAAUACCUAAUAGAGAAAAUCAUCCACAUAAUUUAAUUUUUGUAUAAAUUUAGUUAUUGCUAGGUAACUAAAUACUUAACAUAUAAGGUAAUAAAAUACAAUUAAUUGUUAUAUUAUGGUAGUUCAAUAUUUUUAAUUGAACCUAAGACCCCUAUUAAAAUUUCUAUUGCAAAAUGAAAAAUUAAUUCAGUAUCCAAUGGUAAAAAUAUUUGAAUUUUAAUUGGUAAUCAAUGGGUUAAAAAAUGAAUUGACACAACUUGGUGAUACUGGGACUGAAGGUGGAAAUUAUCUUAUUAGAGUUAUAAAAAUGCUGUAGACAUAUUGGUAACUUAUCAUAAAGUUAAUAAUUUUGAAAAGUAAUUAAAUUAAAAUAAUGACAACAUAAACUGCAGUUUUAAUGUGAUAUGCAAUAUGUAUUCGAAUUAACUGUGUAAACUAGUUGUGUUGUGUUUGAUCUUUAUACUGUUGCUCAUGCUUAAAUUGUUGUUUCUCAUCUGUGAUUUUGUAACUUUUUUAGGUUUUUGGUAGAUUUAACUCUGUAACAUUGUUGAUUAUAAACUGUUUAGCAGCCGUUCAUUUAUAAACAUUUGUUAAUCAUUUACAAGAAUAUUAUAUACUCAUAUGUAUUUGUACAAAAUAAAUAAAUAAAAACCUU
Messenger RNA from Homalodisca vitripennis (glassy-winged sharpshooter), 9177 nucleotides. It is a transcript of the gene su(Hw), whose product is annotated as zinc finger protein 271. The transcript is spliced from 19 exons. Gene Ontology annotation, molecular function: RNA polymerase II transcription regulatory region sequence-specific DNA binding; DNA-binding transcription factor activity, RNA polymerase II-specific. The record is from RefSeq and is a predicted model, not a curated record. Gene Ontology annotation, biological process: regulation of transcription by RNA polymerase II. The coding region runs from base 50 to 2692 and encodes 880 amino acids. Gene Ontology annotation, cellular component: nucleus. NCBI's taxonomy places the organism in Eukaryota, Metazoa, Arthropoda, Insecta, Hemiptera, Cicadellidae.